Rhipicephalus microplus (southern cattle tick) is the source of this 2127-nucleotide messenger RNA. Its product is annotated as TNF receptor-associated factor 6. Gene Ontology annotation, cellular component: plasma membrane signaling receptor complex; cytoplasmic side of plasma membrane. NCBI's taxonomy places the organism in Eukaryota, Metazoa, Arthropoda, Arachnida, Ixodida, Ixodidae. Gene Ontology annotation, molecular function: tumor necrosis factor receptor binding. Gene Ontology annotation, biological process: regulation of canonical NF-kappaB signal transduction. The record is from RefSeq and is a predicted model, not a curated record.
GAGCGGAACGCCCCCGGCACGAGCCUAUUCUUCGACGCGCACAACUGCCCCGAAGAUGGUGCCUGCGAACCAGCAGUACACGUUGGUAGGCUUCACGGAAGAUUUAGACUGGAAUCCUCUGCAGUUUGUGAAUGCCCUGCCCAAAAAUAGGCUUUGCAGCCUAUGCGGACUGGUACGCAAGACAACCGCUCUUCUGCCAUGCGGCCACGUAGCGUGUUCUUCCUGCUACGAACAGUGCAAGGUGGCUGACGGACACGUUUGUCCGAUUGAUGGACAAAACUGCCUGGAAGAAGACGUUGAGUGGAGAGAUUUCCCUGCUGAAAAUUUGCUGAAUAGAGAGGUUAAAUGCUGGAACCAGCAACAUGGUUGCACACUCGUGAUGGCUGCCUCAGAAGUCCACAAGCACUUCCACCGGGAAUGUGAAUACCACAUCACAAUCUGCCCAAGAUGCUCGGCGACGGUUUUGUGCCGCGACAUGGGCGAACAUGCGAGAGCUUCAUGCAAUGGCCAUGCAGCACCUCAAGAAAUGGAGUGCGAGGAAAAGCUGGGCCACGCUGCGGUGGCCGAAAUCAUAGAAGGUGUCCGGAAAGCAGUGCAAGAACAGGCGCACGAAAUUAAGGAGCAUCUAGAGAGAGCAUGUGGAGAAAAUGGCACUCUUAUCAGCAGGCUAAGUGAGGUCUCUCAAAGUGUGGACUCUCUCAUGGAACCGGUGAGGCAAGGUAUUGCUCCUGUGGGAGAAAUCAGUGGCGCGGCACAUCACCUGUUGAAUGGCGUCAACACACUACGUGAUGUGGUCAGCGGUGGAAUGAGCGCGAUAAAAAAGCAAAAUGGACAGCUUAAUCAAGUUAGAGUGGCAAUCGAAGGUGUGAAAAAAGAUGCAGGUGCAAGUACGAAGAGAAUGCUUGAGAUGCAGGAGAGAGCUCUCGCACACGCUGACAGAAAUGAAACGCGUUGUGACUUUUUUGUUCCAGGAAUAGGUUCGCUUCAGGCUAAGGCGUUGAAAGACAGCGCGAGCGAGUAUGUCCACAAAAAACGGGUAUAUCUUCGUGGUUACAAUAUAUCACCUGGCGUUAUGCUGAAAAAAAGUGGAGAAAACGUGUUACUUGGGAUGAGGCUUAAACUGAACAAAGGGGAUCAUGACGAUCACAUUACAUGGCCAUUUCAGCACAAAAUACGUUUUACUAUCCUACAUCCUGAUAAGGGCGAAGAUAAAGAGGUAGUACACAACUCGUGCCGCACUAUGAAAGCGCUUGAGAAGUCAGCUUUAGGAAGUAACCAAUUCGCUUGGUUUGAGGCAUUUGAUCUUGGAGACCUGAAAAAAGACGGAUAUGUCCACAACGACACUCUGCGCAUCACGUGGGAGGUACUUUGAUUGUCGCUAGAAAGAAUCGCAGAGUUUGAUGUUGAUAUUAUGUACAGCGUCCAAAGGGUAGCCUAAUACGCAUCGUUAUUUGCGAUAUAUUUGCAUGACUUACUUCUUUUUAGCGGUUGAACACAAAAACGUGACAUUUGGCAAAAUUUUUCGAAGUUGGAAUCUGAGAGAGGCUCUGAGUAAGACGCAGUUCUUACUUCUUUUUUUUUGAAUAUUACAACACACAUGAAUGACGCCGCAUUUAAGAGACCUAAAUUUACGCGCCGCCAAAUCCUUAAGGGUACACGAUGUGACUAGGUAUUUCAGAUGUGUCGAUUCGCUGGUCAUGGUUUGCCCUUUACCUAUGAGUACUCUGAACUAAAAUCGAAAAAAGAACAUUUGAUGUACAGUAAUAUUCUUUGUUUUCUAUUGUGGCUUUGUGCUGCCAAAUCAUAUCUUUUUGGGGUUGUGGCAUUGAAUUUACAUUUACUUUUUGCAUUUUUUUUGUAGAAUAGUAGCUUUCUCACUUUUCAGCCGUUCGCCCACCACGCUUGCAUCUUUAUUCUUCACAUGAAUGAUAUCUUUAUUACAAGUAAGCAUUGCAUAUAUAACUAUAUAUUCAUAAUAUUUCACUGACUAGUAAAGAAAGCCUUUUAGUAGGUUGUGUAAGUUACGCUGCCCUGUAUUCACAACCUAGUUAAUCCUUGUGACUUAUGCCUGUGUAAUUGUUUCUGCAAGACGGAAUAAUAAAUGUGAGAGGUUUUUCUUGUUUGUUU